Molecule: messenger RNA, 1061 nt
Organism: Leucoraja erinaceus (little skate)
Lineage: Eukaryota; Metazoa; Chordata; Chondrichthyes; Rajiformes; Rajidae
Product: peroxiredoxin-1-like
Exons: 6
Coding region: 115-714 (199 amino acids)
Biological process (GO): cell redox homeostasis; hydrogen peroxide catabolic process; leukocyte activation
Cellular component (GO): cytosol
Molecular function (GO): thioredoxin peroxidase activity
Source: RefSeq, a predicted model, not a curated record
GGGCGCGCGGAGGGACAGGGCUUGCGGCGGGCGGGCGCGCGCUCUGCACGUGUCUAACGGUUUCCAACGAAAGAAAAAGGCGCCGAAGAGGUGGUUGAGAACGAUUGAUUCAGAAUGACUGCUGGAAAAGCUGUAAUUGGAAAAUUGGCUCCUGAUUUUGAUGCCACUGCUGUGAUGCCUAAUGGACAAUUUGAACAACUUAAGCUAUCUAAAUACAGAGGCAAAUAUGUAGUCUUCUUUUUCUACCCACUUGAUUUCUCCUAUGUGUGUCCAACUGAGAUUAUUGCUUUUAGCGAUCGUGUGGACGAUUUCAACAAGGUUAACUGUGAAAUAAUUGCUGCUUCUACAGAUUCUCAUUUUGCUCAUUUAGCUUGGAUCAACACCCCAAGAAAGCAAGGAGGACUUGGUCCAACAAAAAUCCCUUUAGUAUCAGAUCUUCGUCACACAAUCUGCAUAGAUUAUGGUAUCUUAAAGGAGGAUGAAGGAAUUGCUUUCAGAGGUUUGUUCAUCAUUGAUGGUGCUGGUAUAUUGCGUCAGAUCAUGAUCAAUGAUUUGCCUGUUGGACGUUCAGUGGAUGAAGUUAUGAGGUUGGUUCAAGCAUUCCAAUUUACAGAUGAACAUGGAGAAGUUUGCCCUGCUAAUUGGAAACCUGGUGGCGAAACAAUAACACCUGAUGUAGAAAAGAGCAAGAACUACUUUUCAAAGCAGAAAUAGUUUAUCUUCCUUUUGAUGUUGAAUGUAACAUGUGGCACAUUAGUUAGUUAUAUAUGUGUCUGAAAAAGGUUGCUUUUAGUGAGGAUAUUUUGGUGAUUUUUGCUGAGACUAAUACUGAUUGAAGAGAGGGUAUGUUAUAAGCAUCAAAAUAAUCUGCAUAGAACUGCUUGAAGAGAACAUUGUUGGGGAUAAGUAAGCAUGGAGUCAAUGUAAUCAAUUUACCCACCACCCAUUUUCUAUUGUUUUCUUUCAAUUCACAGAAAAUUGUGAGGUUCUGAGUUUAUGUAGCUAAUCUCCAUGCCUGAUUUUCAAUUGUUACUCGUGUUGAGAGAUGCUAUGCAUCAGAA